GAUUAUGGCUGAAAAAAAAGGUUUUUGUCGUAAAUAAUCCCUGGCACAACUUCUUUGUCCGACAUUUUAGAUAAACUGCUGAAAAGUGUACACUGUGUGUACUGUGUACACUAUAACCUGGGAGAUAGGAGAUAUAUCGCUUGUCAAAGCAUUAUUAAAUGGUGUGACAAAAGAUUGCUAACUCGGAGAAUAAUGUGACAGAACUCACACUUAUUGCGAUAGAAUUUUCAAAUUUGCAUGUUAUCUAGCACUCAUUAUAAAUACUGGAACAGAAGUUUUUUCUUGUUUUAAUCAAUAUAUUUCCUAUGACAGUAACAUUUUCUGGUCAAGUUAAUUAUAAGAAGUGUGACAAUAAAUAUAAGUAAUGGGAGGUUUUUUUAGUGGUUUUCAUGGAACCUAUUUGUUCUUCGACAGCAUUUUACCAGAUUUGGAAGAAAUGUUUUUCUAACAGUGUACUUAUAUAGUUUGGGACCAGAUUUAACAAGGUUUAUCUAUUCUAAAGAAAGGAGUUUAUCAGCAAACUGUGAGAGCAGAGUACUUUAAACUGCUCCCUAAAGUACAGAACAGUUGUGAUGAAGGCUCAGGUUUGAACUUAAACUACUCCAAUAUCCUGGAAGAAUAUAGGACUAGGUCUAGAUGCUACCAAGAGAUAUUGGAAACCCUAGAAACCCCGGACAAUUGUUUCCUAUCACCACUCAGGAACAUGAUAAACCACAGUGGGAUCUUAGUGGGACGAAAUGAAUGCACAGCGGGACAAUAUCACACAAGUGCGUACCGUUUAAGAGCAGCGAUUGCCUCAUGCCCUGAACCAUGUAACAGUAUCAGGUUUAUAUCUAAUAAACUAGUGUACCCUGCUUUCUCUAUCAAACCUUGCGAUCACAUUGGAGGGAAUGUUGUUCUCGUAUACCAGGAAAAUUUCCAGAAAUAUUCUGAAGAGAAGUAUGUUUAUGAGUUCAUCACCUUUCUGGCGUCUAUCGGAGGAUACUUGGGCCUGCUGACCGGCGCAUCAGUUUUCACAGUCGGAGAAUUCAUCGCCACAACAAUAUUUUGGAUUUUCAGAACUUAGAUAUUAAUAUCUAAAAACAAGUUCGAAAGGAAAUGUUUUUAA
Messenger RNA from Eurytemora carolleeae, 1108 nucleotides. RefSeq lists its product as uncharacterized. Gene Ontology annotation, molecular function: sodium channel activity. Bases 704 to 1066 code for a protein of 120 amino acids. The transcript has 5 exons. Gene Ontology annotation, cellular component: membrane. The record is from RefSeq and is a predicted model, not a curated record. Lineage: Eukaryota; Metazoa; Arthropoda; Copepoda; Calanoida; Temoridae. Gene Ontology annotation, biological process: sodium ion transport.